AUGUCGCGGCCGUCAAUAACAACAGUUCAAUCCUGCCUUUUCCUGGCGACGCCAUGCAUACAAAGGCCAAUUAAGCUAGUCAAAGCGCUAACGGCGAUUGAUGAGGAGAUGGAACGGAUUAGAGGCAAAGUACAAACUAAGACAGUUCAUUUCAUUCUAUCGUUUGCCACAUCACGCAUCCGCAACCUCAACCUCAACCUUAAACUCGAGAUUGUAGAAAUAUUCGCAUAUGAUACUUCUCCUACCACUACAAACUCACACUUUCUAGCAACUUUCUAUAUCCACAUCCAUGUCUCCCCCUCCCAAAUAUUCUCCGCUCAUAAUCUCUGUCGUGUUACAUCGACAUGUUGGUUCGGUCAUCUACGAACAGCAAACCCAACAAAACAUUCCGUUAAGAAUCCACCGGAUGUCAAGUUCAAGUUUCUAUCGACAGAUAUAUUAGCAUAUUUUGUAUAA
This is a messenger RNA of Lindgomyces ingoldianus, 456 nucleotides long. RefSeq lists its product as uncharacterized. The record is from RefSeq and is a predicted model, not a curated record. NCBI's taxonomy places the organism in Eukaryota, Fungi, Ascomycota, Dothideomycetes, Pleosporales, Lindgomycetaceae. Bases 1 to 456 code for a protein of 151 amino acids. The transcript has 2 exons.